AGGCCUUUAUAAAGCAUGCAGUGUGUCACUGCAGACUGCACACACUUUCACAAGUGCUACGAAAGCCGCAACAAAGUACAUGCUCUUAAAACAUCUUCCAACACAGAGCCCUUCUAAAACAUUUGGAUUAAAAAAACUUUUCAAAGACUUCAAAGAAGAGGUGUCAUCUCCCCAUAGUCCUCUUCUGUGGUGCCCAGUGCUCCCCAGGCCUCAGAACCGGUCACAGCGCCAUGGUAACUCUCAGCAAGUGCUACCCCGCCAUGAGCAGCAGCCACUCGGACUCUCCCAACGUGCGGCUGCCUCAGCGUUACAAGACGUUCGCGUCCAAGGCCCAGUACCAGAUGGUCCUGGCCACGUUGCACAAGCUGAAGGAAAGCGGCUUCUACUGGGGCGCCAUCACGGGCAAGGAGGCCAACGCCCUGCUGGGCGCCGAGAACACGGGCACGUUCCUCGUCCGGGACAGCUCGGACAACCGGCACCUGUUCACCCUCAGCAUCAAGACGGCGUCGGGCACCAAGAACCUCCGCGUGCAAUGCGACGCCGCCUCCUUUUACCUGCAAACGGACCCCAAAAACAUUCACCUGAUACCCCACUUUGACUGCAUCCUCAAGCUGGUGCACUACUACAUGCCCCAAAGCAAGGGGAACACCCGGACCGGGAACGUGGACUAUAUUUACACCGGGGGCGAGAAAGUCCCUCUAGAGCUGGUCAAGCCCCUAGCCUGCAGUUUGUCCACGUUGCAGCACCUGUGCAGGAAAACCGUCAACGGACAUUUGGAUAUUUCCUCCAAAAGAGACCAACUUCCACAUCCUCUGAGGGAAUUCCUGCAGGAUUACGACGCCCCCAUUUAAAGGGACUGGGUUUUUGUUAGGAAAAGUCCGUCGUCCCCCUGCAGGUCCAGUUCAGGACGGGGUGGCCAAGAAGAGGGUGCACUCACUGCACGUAGACUGAAGUCCUCCUCUAAUGAUGCUGCUAACAAUCGCACUGUGAGGCCUCCAGGGUCUUUGUUUGUGUUGCUGACGUCCGUCCGGCGCCUUGGAAUCUUCCUCCCAGUGCAUUCUGGGAAUGCCACAGGCUUUACCGACAGAGUGGCUUCACCUUUGGCUUUGGACCAGCUUUUUUUUUUUUUUUAAAGGGCUGAACUUUGACUGAAUCCUACAUGGUGGUAGAUUACUUGAGCAAAACGACAACGGGUUCUUUGGGUCCAGAAUGGGAACCAAAAUGCAGUCUAAUUAUUGUUUUUGGGGGCACUGACAGGAACGCCACUGCUCGCCAAUGAAUGUAUUUAAAUGAAGCGUCUCCGUUGACGAGACGUGGUCUUUUUUUUUUUUUGGAGACGUCAAACCAUGUUUACAUUGAAGACAAAAUGACACAGGUGUUGUCUCGCUCUCUUUUAUAAAGAUGUACUUUUUUGCCCGCCACAGCGCUGGCGUCCAAUGCUUUAAGGUUGACGAAGUAAACACAACUUUGCACUUAUUUAUACUUGGAUCAACAUUUCAGUAAUUUAUAAUAAAGAAUGUUAUUUUUCUA
Messenger RNA from Nerophis lumbriciformis (worm pipefish), 1530 nucleotides. Its product is annotated as suppressor of cytokine signaling 3-like. Gene Ontology annotation, cellular component: phosphatidylinositol 3-kinase complex. NCBI's taxonomy places the organism in Eukaryota, Metazoa, Chordata, Actinopteri, Syngnathiformes, Syngnathidae. Gene Ontology annotation, molecular function: 1-phosphatidylinositol-3-kinase regulator activity. Gene Ontology annotation, biological process: intracellular signal transduction; phosphatidylinositol phosphate biosynthetic process. The record is from RefSeq and is a predicted model, not a curated record.